UCGGCCGCCCCUCCGGCCUUGGCCCCUCAGGCUCUCGGCCUGGCCUGGCAAGUCCUUCUGCUGCUCGGUCUCGUACUGGACCUCGCCCCGGGCCUCGUGUCCAUCGGCUGCCGCCUCCCGCUCCUCCCCGCCCGGAAGCCCGCCAGUCCUCCCUCCCUCCCGCCCGCCACCAUGUCCUCUUUCUCGGAGUCCGCUCUGGAGAAGAAACUCUCCGAGCUGAGUAACUCCCAGCAGAGCGUCCAGACAUUGUCUCUGUGGCUGAUCCACCACCGCAAGCAUGCGGGGCCCAUCGUCUCGGUGUGGCACCGCGAGCUCCGCAAAGCCAAAUCAAAUAGAAAGCUUACGUUUUUAUACUUAGCAAAUGAUGUCAUCCAAAACAGUAAGAGGAAGGGGCCUGAAUUCACUAGGGAAUUUGAAUCUGUUCUCGUGGAUGCUUUUUCCCAUGUUGCCAGAGAGGCAGAUGAAGGCUGUAAAAAGCCUUUAGAAAGAUUGCUGAACAUCUGGCAAGAAAGAAGUGUUUAUGGUGGUGAGUUCAUUCAACAGCUGAAGUUAUCUAUGGAAGACUCCAACAGCCCUCCACCUAAAGCCACAGAAGAGAAGAAAUCUCUCAAGCGAACCUUUCAGCAGAUACAAGAAGAUGAAGAUGAUGAUUACCCUGGAAGUUACUCUCCCCAAGAUCCUACUGCAGGCCCUCUCUUGACCGAGGAACUGAUCAAAGCCCUGCAAGAUUUGGAAAAUGCUGCAUCAGGUGAUGCCACUGUGAGGCAGAAAAUUGCUUCACUACCACAAGAAGUCCAAGAUGUUUCACUUCUAGAGAAAAUUACAGACAAAGAGGCAGCUGAACGUCUUUCAAAGACAGUGGAUGAAGCAUGUUUGUUACUAGCAGAAUAUAAUGGGCGACUGGCAGCAGAACUGGAAGACCGGCGCCAGCUGGCACGCAUGUUGGUGGAGUAUACCCAGAACCAGAAAGAUGUUUUGACAGAGAAGGAGAAAAAACUAGAAGAGUAUAAGCAGAAGCUUGCUCGGGUAACCCAAGUGCGCAAGGAGCUGAAGUCACACAUACAGAGCCUUCCAGACCUGUCGCUGCUUCCUAAUGUUACAGAUCCUGAAACAGAUGAAAAAUUGGCUACCUUAAAGAAGACCAGCUGGCGAGGGGAGCUGGAGCCCUUUCAACUCUUCAAAGGGCCUGUCCAGAGCAGGGCCACUCUAGUGGCUAAGAACCCAGAGACAUCUGGAUAUUAUUCCGAAUGACCUGUAAGUCUGUGAAUCUAUUCCCAGUAGUUUGUUUCUUAUCUCUCCAUGCCGGAACAGAGAGAGCUUUGAGAACAGGGUUGGUGAAGUUUAUUAAGCAGUUAGAAAAAAGAAAUGUGACUAUAUCCCUUGUUUUGGCACACAUUAAGAUAGUUCUUGUACCGAAUCAAAGAACAUUGGAUUUUGAAGACUACUGACUAGCCAAGUGACCUUAAACAAGUCACUUUUCCUCCCUGGGCCUCAAGUUUCCUCAUCUAUUAAAUGAAGGGGGCCUGACUGGAUUAUCUCUCAGGUCCCUUCAAGCUCUAAAUCCUACAAAAUAUUCCAGGUACCUUCCCCAUUCCCUCCUACCCUAGCCUAACACUGUAGAAAGAUAGAGCAUGCUUACUGUAUAACAGAAGGCCCCACAGGGUGGACAUGAUCUGCCAGGUCAUCUUGAACUGGUAUUAUUAGCUCAUGCUCCUACUCUUCCCUUUUGCAGGGUCAGGAUUCUCAUCAGAUUGGGGAACUCAGCCUUCAGUCACUGAACUCCAUUGCCAAACCUCAUCAACAGCCCAUUUCCCCUCUCCCAAAAAGUGCUGAGUCAUAGAAUCUCAUAUUUAGAGGUUAUCCAGUCCAAAUUUCUAUGAUAUCUGUGACACAGGGUCAUUCCUCCUUCAUUUGAACACCUUCAGUGUUGGGGAAGCUCUUACCAAGAUAGCCCGUUCCAUUGUUGGACAGAUCUUAUUUUUAGAACACUUCUGAGGACAUCUGUUCUUCUAGUGCCAUCCCAGCUUUCACAAACAAGGAAUCUGAGGUUCGGAGAGAGUGACUUUCCCCAAGAUCACACAGCUAGCUAGUGGUGGACAAUUAGAAAUGUGUCAGUGAUGGAUCGUUAAAAAUACACUAGACUUGAAGUGAGGAGACCUGGAUUCUAGUCCCAGGAUCGAGCUCAUUGCUGUGACUUUUGUGUCUGGCCAUCAUUCAAGCUAAAGCUUGGAGGCUUUUUGACACUGAUGCAGCUGCUGUUGGGGGGGAAUCAGAAAGUGGAAUAUUCAGUGAAAAUCAAGAGCGGUGGCCUCAUUUUAAAAGCAAAUGUAAGCAUGGUGCACCUAAUAUCAGGGUGGAAGAGGAAACUUGCUAAUGUUGAAGAGGUGGCAGUUUCCCAAGUCUGAAAAGAUCUUCUGUUUGGAAGGCAGCAGAUUAACCAACAGUUUGAUCUCUGCUGCUUACUGACUGUGCUUUGCACAGGGAAAACUUGCAAAAUGCAUCCAUGCUCAGUUCCUCAGAAAUCUGUCAAGUGGCCCUAAGCCUUCCCAUCCUCAGAGAUGCCUGUGAAAAUCCUCCUCAAGGAAGCCCUUCUGAAUUCUGAGUCUGAUGAGGGUGCUCCUUCUCCUUCAGGUUUGUUGCUGUAAAAAGUCAGGCAGAAAUUAUGAAGAAGGAAGAUAAUCACUUCUUACUCUACGGAUCAGGUAUAAUUCACACAAGGUAAGAAAGAUAAGGAUGUCAGAGCUGGGAUGAGAAAUUUGCAAGCCCAAGGCAGGCUUCAAAAAUGAUGCUACUCUCUCCCCCACUAUCCCCUGGGUGUGACUAUUCUUUGGAAGCUUUUAAACUUUCACAGUAAGGCAAGUGAUUGACCUUACCAUAAAGCCAAUCCCUGAGUAACCUAGAAAAUGGAUUUUCUGGCAUUAAACACCUACAUUUGUAAAGAUAUGUUAAAAAGUGCCACUCCUUGUGCCCCUCCCUAUGUCACAUCCUAGAUGAUGUUUCCCCUUGCCUGGCCCUAGUCUCAUCUCUAGGACAAAGAUAGUUCGUAGGUCUUUAGCACUUUAAGGUUUACAAAGCUCUUGAUGCACCACAAUCCUGUGAGGUAGGUAGUCUAAGGAUCACAAUGCCCACUUUACAGAUGAGGAAACUUGAGGCUCAGCGAGGGAAAGUGGCAUAAAAUAUAUUAUGAUAUUGUAUAAUAUUAAAUACAAUUUUAUGUAUUGUUUACUCUGCUUGGUUUCAUCGGUUUUAAUAUAUGCUUUAGAAAGCUUUAUAUACCAUGCGGGUAUAAUACUUAAAGUUGAUUAAGUAUGGUGUUUGUGGUUAUUUAUAUUAAAAAUUAAAUGUCAAGAGUAAAAUUGUCUUUUGGACUCUAGUAGCUCACACUGAUAUAGCCUGUUAUAGUUACAAAGCACUUUACAUCCAUUUCCUCAUUAGAUCCUUACAAAAGAUCUGUGAGGAAAGUAGUACAGAGAUUAUUACCCCUACUUUACAGGUGAGAAAACUGAGGCUCAGUGUUUUGUUCUCCCUUUAUAUAAUAUAAAGAUUCCUAAGAGGAGGGAACUCAGCCAGCAGCCACUGACCCCCCAGUCCCUAACCUUAUUUCCUGCUCUAGGGAUUGAGGCUCAAAGGUGGAUUAGUUUGUCCAAGCUGAAUAGCAAGUAUGUGACUUAGUGGGCACCAGGUCUUGUUCUUUGAUAUCCAGGGCUCUUUCUGUUGCACCUCACUGCUUCUAAUGAUGUCAUUCUCUUUAGGGGAAAACCAGUCAACUUAAUAGAGCAUUUUUUUUUCAGGAAUGCAAUUAAUAGCAUUUAGUACUGUAAGUAGGGGUAAGAUAUGCCUAUAAAGUAGUGUGCUUUCAGAAGCUGGUAGAUGUCAGUCUCUUUAAUAGCUCUACUCACUAAAUAUAUUAAGAUUCCAUGACCUCGGACAUAGGUGCACCUGCGAGAACAGGGACAGACUUGGGUGUUGCCAUGAAUGCAGCUCUUAUUAACUUUGUAACAUAACAUCAUUGCUGCCAGGGCCUUUGUAUGCACUGUGCCUAAGCUCUCCAGUAGCUAUAGCCCAGUGCAUGAACACUGUGCCUAAGCUCUCCAGUAGCUUAUAGUAUAGCCCAAUGCAUGAGUUUUCAACAGAAGAACACACAAAACAGAGAAACAUAAAUAUAAACACAUAGGGAAAGCCACCCAGAUAACCUGACCUCUUGCAGCCAUGCUGCUAUUAGAGUUGGAUCUUACUUGGCUCACUUGCUCUUUCCCCUAUCAACAUACUCAGCUUUACAAUCACAGUGUAAGGCCCACAUUAAUAAAACACCAGCCCCAACACCUACUGUUAUCUUUGCUUUUCUAAGCUACCUAUAGGCAACUUUGAGAAGUUGGUGGCGUUGUUGCAGCUAUUGCUUCAUCAGAUCACUUGCCCUCCCUUUGUAGUUGGAGUAACAAUGAUACAGGACAGGUGGGUUAACUUUUCCAACUCUCAAAUGGCAAUAACAAUUCUUUGUGGCCUUUUUUGUAAGAAAGAAAUGAUAACUGAGUAAUCUUUGGAAAACUAUAUCCAGUCUUCAGAAUGUCCUUCAACGCUUUUUAACUUAAAUGUCUGCUUGUCAGAAUGAUGGAAACUUUUCUACCAAGAACUUUUGAAGUAGGUGGUUUAGGACAAAGAGGGGAUAGAUGUGUGUGUUAUUUCAGAUGUUAUUACAAAUGGAAGGGCAAAGUCUGCCUCUUGGUGAGUCCAUAUCAUUUGGAGGAAGAACAUUUCAGUUUGCCUUUCGAUGCCAGAAGACUUCUUCUUUACUCCUUAAAAUAGCCACGUAUUGGAAAAUGUAUAGGACUGAAAGUCAGAAGACUUGAGUUCAAGUCUCAGUGGCUUUAUCUUUUACACUUAAUAGUCAUGUUAUCUUAGGCAAGUCACUUCAUUUUUUUGGGCCUGGGAUUUGUCAUCUGUAAAAUGAGGAUAGUAAAACUUGCCCUGCCUUAACAAUUACGUUAUACAAAUUGGAUGGGAAGUAAGCCUGGUACAAUAGAAAAAGUUCUGGAUUUGGAAUCAGGAAGUCCUUGAUUUGAGUGCUAGCUCAGCUGUUUAUGAGCUGUGGGACUGAGCAGGUUACUUCUUUGAGCCUCAGUAUCAUAUAGAGAAGACUGUGUUUGAAGGUGGGGGACCUUAGCUUGACUUUCUGGCUCUAUUAUUGAUUGGGUGGCCUUGGGCAAGUCACCUCAUCACUCUGGGCCUCUGUUUCCUCCUCUGUAAAAUGAGGGUUUGGGAACUAAUUAAUUUCUGACGUUCCUUCCGGAUCUGAAAUCCUCUGAUAACUGUGGAAGAAUACUUGCAUUGGCCACCUCACAAGCUAGUGGUAACAAAAGCACUUUGUGAACUGUAGAGUGCUAUAGAAAAGUGAGCUGCUAUUAUCAUUAUUAUCAUCACAUGAUUAAGGUGUGAGAUAAAGGAGAGUAAGUAUGUAAAAUGCUUUGUAGAAUGUAAGGUCCUUGAUGGUAAGGACUGUGCUACUUUUAUCUUUGUCUAGCACAGUAUCUUUUAGAAAGUGGAUGCUUUAUAAAUGUUGUUUUGUUUGUUUGUAAACCUAACAGCACUAUAUAGAUGUCAGCUGCUAUUAUUAUUAAUAAAUGUGAAAGCACUUUGGAAACCAUAAAGCGCUCUACAAAUAUAAAGUUGUUAAAAGUUUAAAACCUGCCAAAGACUACAGAGAGCCCUCCUGUAUCCCAGUGAAUGUCUCUAUUUAAAUAAUUCUAUUUUUGAUGUCAUGUACCUGCCAGAGAGUGCCAAGAUGAGUCAUGUCCCAUGUACUGAUGUAGAUGUGAAUCUCAGCAGUGUCAGACCCCUUUCCCAUAGCUCAGCACCACUUAGAUCCCAUCCAGGCCAGCUGACCAAGGGUUAACCACCUGUGAAGAACAGUAAGCAAGAGCAAUGGGCCUAUGGGUUGGGUUAGCCCACCACUUACUAAAGCUAAUUCUUCCUGAUUGAUGGACAAGUUAUUACAGAGUUAUCUGGAGCCUCAUCACUGGAGUGCCAACAAUUUGGAUGGCUUCCCUCAGCUGCUUCAAUCCUCCUUCACCUCCUGUCAGCAAAGAACAUGAUCCAAACAAGCAGUCCUGUGGAUUGACGGAUUCAUUAUCAGCAUUCCCCAGCCCCUUCUCCUGGGAUGGACAGGUUUCUCUGGCCUCUGAAGAGGUACAUUCUGGAAAGAGCAGAGUAGCCUUAAGAAAUAGCGUGGUUGGGCAAAAAGAACUCCUGGCCUGAGAAUCAAAAGACUUGGUUUCUAGUCCCAGUUCUACCACUCAUUAUGUGACCUCAAAAGAGUCACCUUCCUAUCCUAGGCCUCAUAUCCCACUUGGUAAGAUAAGGAGAGUAAAGGGAUUAGACUAGGGGUGGGGAACCUGGGGCCUCAGGCCAAACGUGGCCCUCUAGGUCCUCAAGUGUGGCCCUUUGACUGAAUCCAAGCUUCAUAGAACAAAUCCUCUGCGGCCUUGAGGCCACAGGUUCCCCACGCCUGGAUUAGACUGUUUCUAAGAUCUCUCAGCUCCAGAAUUCUGGGAUCUUUAGGCCUUUUUCCUCUCUGGGCCUCACUUCAUCUAAAAUAAAGAUACUGACCUAGGUGCUUUUUAAAGGUCCUGUAAAUGUUGGUCUAUGUUUCUAGGCUGUCAGAGACUUUGGGCCUUCCUUCUGCUUUUUGGUUGUCACAUCCAUUCUCCUGGGUAUGAUAGUUUGAACUUGGGGCUAGAAUUUAUUCCUAUUCCUACUGCAGAAGUUAAAGCCCAGAGAGAGAAGGUGAUACCUAUGGUCAUAUAGGUAGUAAGUAGCAGGAAUAGGAUUCACACAGGACUUCUGACUCCAUUUCUGAUAUAUGGGUCAAGAAUGAGCCCAGAGUCUGAAAAUUCAGUUCAACAAACAAAUUAAACAUUUAGUUUUUUCAGGGUCUUGGACUUUGACUGCGAGGACACAAAGAUGGAAUGAAAAAUGGCAGUUUCCAACCUCAGAGAGUUUAUAGCUUAAUAGGUAGGAUAGAUCAUACAUUUAAAUCAGUAUAAAUUAAGAUAGACUGUCAGACAAGGUAGAUCUGGUCAUAUUAUUUUAGGAAAAUUAGAGGAAGAAGAGGAUUGCUUCUUUUUUCUUUUUUGAGGAACAAAGGACAACUUCAUGAAGGAAGUGGUACUUGAGUAGAAUCUUGAAUCAAGAUAAUAUUUGAAAGGGGUGGAAGUCUGAACUUCAUGAUUCACUCAGAUUCUGGAGAAUAUGGUCCCUUUUCUGACACUGCUUGGGAGCCCAUUUUGACCUUUUUUCUCCCAACGACCCAAAGUGUUCCUGUCUAUCCUGUGUAGGAACUGGUCUCAGGAUAGAUGUAGACUCAAGCCCAAAGGAGUGGGUGUAGAAAAGAAAGGAAGACUUGUUGCCAGAAAAGAAAAACAUGAGAGAUCUAUGCUUUUAUGAAUUCAUACAUGUACCUAUGAUACAUACUCCCCUCUUUAUUUAUAAUAAUAAUAGUAAUGAUUAUAUAGUAAGAAUUACAGAUCUGUCCUUGUAGUAUCCAAGGUGGGAGCUGCUGACUCUUCCCUUUCACAGCCUUCCUUUUAGAGUUUUUUUCACAAAGCAGCCCAAAGGUAAUUUGAAUAACCCAAUUACCCUGAAGGAUGAUAGAGAAGGAAGAGGUAUCUGGAAGAGAGUGAGCAUAUUCUUCCAGGUUCUGUGGUAUAUUGAGGGGAAGUUUAGUUAAUAUGAGUAAAAAGUGACAACCUCCUAAUGAAUGAGGGGGAAGCCAAUGGUAUAGUCUCCCUGUAACUCUCGAUGGGGAUUGAAGACAAACUCAUUUGAAUAGUUUAAAGAGGUGGGAGGCAGAUUUGCAUAACACCCCAAGAAGUCUUGGAGUGAGAAAGCAGGAGAGGUAGCAGAUGUAAAGCACAGGUGACCAGCAUAACUCUGAAGCUAAGCCAGAGGAAGUGGAGCAGAGACAAUGAGCUCUGCCUAUGAGGGGCUCGCACAGGCCUGACCAAUGUAACCAGUGAUGCCUGAAUAGAGCUGCAGAGGAAAGAGCAACUUGGUCCAAAGAACCUUUAGAGGGAAGCACCCACAGGAAGACGCAAACCCUCUCCCCUUCUCCCUCUCCAACACCACCCAAGAUAGUACUAAAGACAAGAAAGAAUAAAAAGGAGUCAAAUUCAGUAACCCUGUGUUUGAUAUUGCAAGAAUAUAAAUCACUUUAGAAAGGACUCCUUGCUAGGGAAACAAGAAAGCAAGUUGAGAGAAAUUAAUUUUAGAUUUCUACCAUGUGCCAUAAUAAGCUUAAAAUGAAUAUGAUCUAAAUAUGAAAGAUUACUCGGUAAAAAAGGAAAAGAAAAUGACAUCAGGUUUAUAUGAAAUUGAAAAACCCUUGAACAAACAAAAUAUAGCUAAAAUAAGAAGGGAAGCUGUCAAAAGUGGGUUAAAAUCUGCAUCAAACAUUUUUAACCUUUUGGUGCCUCAAUUUCCUCAUUAGUAAAAUGAGGGGGUUGGACUGAAUGUCCUCCAAGAUCUCUUGUAGCUCUAAACCUGUGAUACUAUGACAAUUCAUACAAUUAUAUGAUUGUGAGUCAUUCCCCAGGAUGAAUAAGUGCUUAAAGGAUAUGAGUAAACAGUUCUUAGAAUUGCGUACUCUUAAUAACGAAAUGAAAGAUUUCUCCAAAUCACUAACGAGAAAUGCAAAUAAAAAUAACUGAGAUUUUCCCAACCCCAGCAAAUUGGCAAAGAUGACAAAAGCUAGAAAUGUGUAAUUUUGGAGAAGCUCUGGAAACACUCUACAUUAACACACUCUUGGUGGAGCUGUGAUUUUGGUCCAGUUGUUCUGGAAAGCAAUUGGAAUCAUACUUUAAAAAAAAAAAAAACUGAUAAGAUAUCCACACCAUUUGAUCUAGAGG
Vombatus ursinus (common wombat) is the source of this 8900-nucleotide messenger RNA. RefSeq names its product regulation of nuclear pre-mRNA domain containing 1B (gene RPRD1B). Gene Ontology annotation, molecular function: RNA polymerase II C-terminal domain binding. Gene Ontology annotation, cellular component: RNA polymerase II, holoenzyme. The coding region runs from base 172 to 1251 and encodes 359 amino acids. The transcript has 9 exons. The record is from RefSeq and is a predicted model, not a curated record. Gene Ontology annotation, biological process: mRNA 3'-end processing. NCBI's taxonomy places the organism in Eukaryota, Metazoa, Chordata, Mammalia, Diprotodontia, Vombatidae.